AGCAGCCAGCAUCUCAACCAGGUCGAUAAAAGUCACUCGUUAGACAACAUCUCGCACUCUUUUACCACUGCUUUACCACAGUCGUUCUCGCAGCCUACCUCAGUCACAGUCACUCUUUCUAUAACAUCAAUACUCUGCCACCUCUCUUCUUCUACAAUGGACCCUAUUUCGAGCGUCAACGUCUUCUGUGGCGAUGGGACCACCUGCUACUUUGAUAAUAUCACGCCUCUGUACUCUGACUGCGGCAAGAUCAUCAUCCCUAUCGGAACCUACCCCCACCAAGUCGAGGUCAACCCGACCGCCAUCACCAUCAUCCCCACUCGUCCGACUCCCACCACGACCUCGUGCACCACCCUCCAGACCGCUACAACUACCCAUUAUGGACGUGGAGACGGAAACGGAAACGGUCACGGAAAUGGAGACGGGCAUGGACAUGGAGGACCUGGAGGACAUGGCGGAUCCUACCCCACUCCACCAGCCUACUGCAAGGACCCCCUCAUCGAUAUCGUCGUCAACCUUCUGGGCCUGAACAUCGACAUCGCCGCCUACCUGGACCUCUCAGGCCUCCUAGAGGGCGUCGGCGAGCUCCUGAGCGGCCUCCUCGGCGGCGGCGGCAGGCACGGGCGCCCGACCUCGAUCAAGCGCCGGUACGAGGCGCACUGCGGCGCGACUCUGGAGCACUGCCGGGCCGGCCGCGAGAUCAACCGGACGACGUCGACGGGCCACGAGGACUGCGUGUCGCGGUGCGAGCGGGCCGGCAUCGAGGCCUCGGUGCGGCUCGGCAACCUCGUCGACUGCCUCGGCGUCACGCUGGACCGCGGCAUCAGCGUCGACAACUGCCUGUUUGUGCUGGGCGACCGCAAGCACCUGCUCGACCUCGACAUCGAUCUGCUUGGCGGGAAUGAUCACACUGACUCGCUCAUCAACCUCGACCUUAACAUCGGAUGAGCUGCUGCUGCGCCCGCCCGAUCACUUGCCUCUCCUCACGAGAUUUCGUGACUAGGCUGGGCGGAUUUUCUGAUUGCGCGGAGUGAACGUCAGACAUAUGAUUCUUUCUACGGCAGCGUCACUUAGACAACUUUUUGGGGGUUAGAAAAGAGGAUUGGGGACGGAGGAUUCUUCUGGGGGCAGUAUUCAGAUAUUUACCAUUCAUCUUAAUUAGUAUUAUUAGUAUUUGUUCUUAGUUGGUAUCAAUAAACUUCAAUCUUGCUGCAGAAGUUUUGCAUGGGUCUGGUUCAUACUUUGACUCUGGGCUUCAGACUAGGUACCUUCCUCUAGUUAGUGAAACCGAGGUUCUCAAGGUGGCAUUGUUGCCACAUUGCUGCCAGAAUCUUGCCCUCCCAGAGCUGCAUAUGCUCCACCACAUCAACAGGCGCAAAACUGUCGUUAUUAAGCAGGGC
Messenger RNA from Phialemonium atrogriseum, 1400 nucleotides. RefSeq lists its product as uncharacterized. NCBI's taxonomy places the organism in Eukaryota, Fungi, Ascomycota, Sordariomycetes, Cephalothecales, Cephalothecaceae. The record is from RefSeq and is a predicted model, not a curated record. The coding region runs from base 157 to 948 and encodes 263 amino acids. The transcript has 2 exons.